Messenger RNA from Carica papaya (papaya), 1533 nucleotides. Its product is annotated as ACT-like superfamily protein. Lineage: Eukaryota; Viridiplantae; Streptophyta; Magnoliopsida; Brassicales; Caricaceae. The record is from RefSeq and is a predicted model, not a curated record.
AUGAAGAAAGUUUGUUGGCCAUACUUCGAUCCUGAGUUUGCCAAUCUUCCAGAGAGGAUAUACGGUCCCAUCUGUAGAGUUUGUAUUGACAAUGAAACUUUGGAGGACUGCACCAUUGUCAAGGUUAAUAGCGUGAAGAAGCAGGGCCUCCUCCUGGAAGUGGUGCAAAUUUUGACGGACGUCAACCUUUUUAUUUCCAAAGGCUACAUUUCCUCCGAUGGGGGAUGGUUCAUGGAUGUUUUCCAUGUCAAAGAUGAGCAUGGCAACAAACUUAAAGAUCCAAACAUUAUCAACUAUAUCCAGCAGGCGAUUGGUUCAACUAGGGACAUACCAAACUCGCCGAAGGCCAAGAUUUACACCCAAAACGACGUCGAUUUAUCGUCAUCACCAUCCUCGUCCUCAUCAUUAUCAUCAUCUUCAUCCUUCGACCAACGUGACCCCACAGAGGCCACCGCAAUAGAGAUGACUGGAACGGACCGUCCCGGUCUCUUCUCCGAGAUAUCCGCGGCUCUGGCGGACCUCCACUGCAACGUCGUCGAAGCCCACGCGUGGAGCCACAACGCGCGCCUAGCGUGCGUCGCUUACAUCUCCGACCAGUCCACCCACACGCCAAUUGACGACCCCCACCGCCUCGCCUCCAUCGAGGACCAUCUGACAACCGUCCUACGCGCCACCACAACGGAUGACUUAUCAAGCGGAAUCCAUGUCAACCCUGACGAGAUGAAGACAACAGAGUUCCACGCGCCGGUUGACGGCAGUCACGCUAACGUCGUGAGCAACGUAGAGAGACGGUUGCACCAGCUGAUGCUCUCCGUUAGGGAUUUUGACGGGCCGUGUGAACCCACUAAAUCAAGGUCAUCAAAGGCCGCAGCGGUGGCAGCGUGUAAGGAUCAGGAGGCGAGGAAUAGCACAGUGGUGUCUAUUGAUAAUUGCGAGGAGAGAAGGUAUUCGAUUGUGAACGUGGAGUGCAAGGAUCGACUCAGGCUUAUGUUCGAUACAGUAUGCACGUUAAUUGACAUGCAAUACGUUAUUUUUCAUGCCUCUGUUCAUUCCCAUGGAGAUUAUGCUUUCCAGGAAUACUUUAUCCGACAUAUGAAUGGGUGCGCAUUAUACACAGAGAGCGAGAAAGAAAGAGUAACAAAAUGCUUAGAGGCUGCAAUAGAACGUCGGGUCUGCGAGGGGGUGAGGCUAGAGUUACGCGCAGAAAAUAGAGUAGGUCUGCUCUCGGACAUAACUCGGGUUCUACGAGAGAACGGCCUUACAGUUGUUCGUGCAGAUGUGGCAACGCAGGGAGAGAAAGCAGUGAAUACUUUCUACUUACGAGACAUUUCAGGGAAUAAAAUCGACAUGGAGUUUGUUGAGUCAGUGAAGAGAGAGAUGGGAGAACCAAUACAAGUUGCAGUCAAGAAUGAUUUUAUCAAUUACAGCAGCACACAACCAAGCUCGUCGCCAGAACGGUCCCGUUUCUCUCUCGGAGGGAUGCUGAAAUCUCAAAUAGAACGCUUCUCCCACAACUUCAUUCCAAUCAAAUGA